GUUGAACGAUAGGCCCACAACACAGCAUCAAGCCUUAUGCAAGAAACGGUUGCGGGACGUGUCAGUGUAAAUGCACUUUUAAGGAUCCACCGACGCACUAAUGUACUGGUGUGAAGUAGUGAAGAUACAAAUGUGUUAAAGAUAGCUAGGUGAAUGAAAUAAAGUAUAACUGUGGUCUAUUUUGAGGUCAGUUCUCGAUGAAUGACUUAGUGUGUUGGGUGUUUUAGUUCAUCUCCUUGUAUAGGCUAUAGGCUUACUGAACAUGGUAGAUUGUGGCAAUGGUGGGGAAACGACUGCCUUAUCAUAAAUUGAAGCGCAUGACGGGGGCUGUCCUUCACGCGGACACUUGGGCAACCAGCACUCUAUCUCUGCCCCUCUCUCGCCCUCCCUCUCUCUCCAACGUAAGCUUUAACUUGCGCCUCACAGUGUUCCGAAUAUAAGUAGUGUGCGCUCUGGGUAGGAGCCUCCGUGAGACAGAGAGAGAGAGAGAGAGAGAAAGAGAGAGAUAGAGGCAGAGUGCAGGACCGGGAGCUGCUCUAAAUAAUGAGAAGCUUGAUUUGCGACCAGUCGGAUAUCCAUUGUGCGCCUGAUGUAGAACACGUUGGGAGAUGGCAGAGCUUUUGAAUUGAUCUUCAAUGUAUAUCCAGACAACACAAUAUAACAAGGAAUAUCUACGUUGGGUUCACCUCUCGACAAGAACGUGAAAGUCCACGCAGCCAGGUUUUUUCUUUUUUCAUAAUUUUGCUAUUGGAGAGCAGAGUCCCAUCAAGAUAAGUAUAAUAUCCCCUGGAUAUACUACGCAUACGACGACCACAGAGUUUAAUUUUUUCAGGAAAAACUAAUACUUACUAGUUGGGAAUUGAGUUCAAAAUGCUUCCACAUUCGACAGGCUUUGAGAUGGGCUUUCAAGGCAUGUUUGAGGACUUAAUUCGGUUGUCUCCAAGGCAUAUCUUACUGGCGACACUGACUCUCCUAGCUGCUUAUCACCUGUGGCUUUUGAUGCAGAAAUGGCUCAGCACCGUAGCUCUGCCGGGACCUUUCCCGUGGCCGAUUGUCGGUAAUGCGCCCCAGUUGGGCAGCGCCCCUCACCUGUCCUUCACCCGCAUGGCGCAGAUUUACGGCAAUAUUUUCCAAAUUAAGCUCGGAAGCCGCACCGUUGUAGUACUCAACGGCGACGCGAUCAAGGAAGCUCUCGUUAGGAAGGGGGUAGACUUCGCGGGAAGACCUGACUUCACAUCCUUCCAGUUCGUUUCUGACGGCAGGAGCAUGGCUUUUGGAGAUUAUAACGAUUGGUGGAAGGUGCACAGACGAGUGGCACAAUCUACUGUGCGCGCUUUCUCCACCGGGAACAUAGAGACUAAGAAGGCAUAUGAAAACCACGCCAUUAACGAGAUACAGGAAUUGCUCAGGAUUUUUCUGAAGAAAACCACCGAGGAGGGUUAUUUUGUGCCACAUCAAUAUUUAGUAACAUCUACGGCGAACAUCAUGAGUGCAGUAUGCUUCGGCGAAAGGUAUGCAUAUGAUGACAUAGAGUUCCAACAGGUGGUGGGACGCAAUGACAAGUUUACUAGGACUGUCGGGGCUGGAAGCAUGGUGGACGUGAUGCCCUGGCUACAGUACUUUCCCAAUCCAAUAAAAACUCUUUUUGAACAAUUCAGAGAACUAAAUUCAGAAUUUUAUGGAUUCAUCUUGGGGAAAGUUAUAGAGCAUCGUAAAUCUAUAGAACCUGGCAUCAUCCGUGACAUGACCGAUGCCUGCAUUCAGGCACUGGACAAGGACAUCAGCGACUCCCCGGGGGUGGACCAGCACAAGGAUUAUGUGAGCCCAACUAUUAGUGAUAUCUUCGGGGCAAGCCAAGACACGCUUUCUACUUCAUUACAAUGGAUUAUUUUAAUACUCAUGAGGUAUCCGGAGAUCCAGAAGCGCUUGCAAGAUGAAGUGGCCCAGGUGGUCCAUCACUCACUGUUGCCCACCAUUGAGGAUCAAGCCCGACUGCCUUAUGUGAUGGCCUUCAUCUAUGAGGUGAUGCGCUUCUCCAGUUUCAUCCCCCUCACCAUCCCCCACAGCACCACGUCAGACACGUCCAUCAAUGGCUACCACAUCCCCAAGAACACAGUCGUCUUCGUCAACCAGUGGUCCUGCAACCAUGACCCGGGCAAAUGGACACAGCCUGAGGUGUUCGACCCCCUGCGCUUCCUGGACAAGGACGGUGCUCUGGACAAGGACCAAACGACCAACGUCCUGAUCUUCUCUGUGGGCAAGCGGCGCUGCAUCGGCGAGGAUCUGUCCAAGAUGCAGCUCUUCCUGUUUACAGCCACAAUGGUACACAAGUGUGAGUUCAAACCCGACCCGAGUGUCCCCUUAACGAUGGACUGUAGUUACGGCUUGACUUUGAAGCCCCACUCGUACCGAAUGGCCAUCUCCCUUCGGGACCACCUGAACAGUGUGGAACUCCCACAGGCCAACCUAGCCGCAGAAAACAACUGAACAACAACAAAAAUAAAUUCUAUGUAAAAGAAAUGAAGGUUGUUUACAACAGGCUGACAAGGAACACAUACACAUGUGAGAACACUCCGAUAUGCCCCAAGCCUGUUUUUAAUGAUAUGAGCACAAAUGGAUAGACAUUAAGACACUUUUCUAUGUAUUUCCAUAUCCAUAACAGCGCCAUUUCAAUGAAGGACUGUAAUAGAGAUGCCCUUAAUGGAUGUUUCAAAAGCAUAUUUUCUGGUGUCAAGAGGACUUGGAAGACUCAUCUAGACAAUCCGGGGUUCAGAGAGCUCACACUUGACUUCACCUAAACUUUUUGAGGCAUUUUGAGGGUUUUGAUUUGGUUAAAGAUCCCAACUCACUAUACUAUGCUGUCAAUAAGCUGUUAUGCUUCAAGACCAUCACAUUUUAAAUGGAAAAAAGAAUGUAUAGGAUAUACUGUAAUGUAUAGCAUACUGUAUUGCUAAAGCAACUGAUUGGUUUCAAUUCAGAUGACACUAGACUUAUUUAGCUAAGUAUGCAUAUCUUCAGCCUUAAUUGAUUUGUUUAGUUAGGCACAGACAUUUAAUAUCUGUAAUAUACUACUAUAGAUAUAAUGUCAAUGUGCUUUUGAGAGUGUAAGACAAUCAACCAUAUUUUCUUUCUCUCCCAAUCACCAGUGCUCAUCUAGGAAAAUGUAUAGAUAGGCUGUCUCAGGGUUUAAUAAAUACAUAUGUAUAUUCAGAGCUGAACGGUUUUAGACCUACAUUCUGCUACGGCAGUUAUCGAAUUGUAAUAGGCAAUUGAUCUAUGUUAGAUCUGUAUGUUUUCUAUAUUUAACACAGAUAAAUCAUGGAAAUAUCUCUGGAUCAUAUCAAAUUAUAUAAUAUAUAUAAAAACAUUUUGAUACUGUGUUUGUAACUAAAUGCAAACUAUAAUUUGUACUAUAAGCUUGACCAACCAUAUCGCUGCUCUUUUUUGUCCUGCACUGUACGAUUCAAACUGGUUAGUUAUCUCACAUUUUCUCUUGUCUUAUAAAAAUUAUGUUGACGGCACCAGAGUUCUUGCUAAUACUACUCCCUAAUAUUUAUAUAUUUUUUGCAAUGAAAUGAGACAUGUAAUAAAUUUGCAGCUAAACAUGA
Messenger RNA from Sardina pilchardus (European sardine), 3608 nucleotides. RefSeq names its product cytochrome P450 1B1 (gene cyp1b1). Gene Ontology annotation, molecular function: iron ion binding; oxidoreductase activity, acting on paired donors, with incorporation or reduction of molecular oxygen, reduced flavin or flavoprotein as one donor, and incorporation of one atom of oxygen; heme binding. The record is from RefSeq and is a predicted model, not a curated record. The coding region runs from base 871 to 2487 and encodes 538 amino acids. The transcript has 3 exons. NCBI's taxonomy places the organism in Eukaryota, Metazoa, Chordata, Actinopteri, Clupeiformes, Clupeidae. Gene Ontology annotation, biological process: hormone biosynthetic process; progesterone metabolic process.